AUGUCGGACAACGGCGAGGUCGAAGUCGAGAACCCUGUCUCUGGUUACGCCGUUCUUCCCAAGGAAGUCACCAACGAGAUUGGUAGCAUCAAGCUCUUCAACAAAUGGAGUUAUGAAGAUGUGGAAGUCCGCGAUAUCUCUUUGACCGAUUACAUUCAAAUAAGAUCCCCUGUCUAUAUCUCCCACUCCGCCGGUCGAUAUGCCGCAAAGCGAUUCCGAAAGGCUCAAUGCCCUAUCAUUGAGCGACUCACCAACUCCCUCAUGAUGAACGGCCGAAACAACGGAAAGAAGUUAAUGGCUAUUCGCAUCGUUGCUCAUUCUUUUGAGAUUAUUCACAUCAUGACCGACCAGAACCCCAUUCAAAUCGCCGUCGAUGCCAUCGUCAACUGCGGCCCUCGAGAAGAUAGCACUCGAAUUGGAAGCGCUGGUACCGUCCGAAGACAAGCCGUCGAUGUUUCUCCUCUCCGCCGUGUCAACCAAGCCAUCGCCCUCCUCACCAUCGGUGCACGUGAAGCCGCAUUCCGAAAUGUGAAGAGCAUUGCUGAAUGCCUUGCUGAAGAGCUGAUCAACGCUGCCAAGGGAAGCAGCAACUCCUAUGCCAUCAAGAAGAAGGACGAACUGGAGCGCGUCGCAAAGAGCAAUCGGUAA
Messenger RNA from Exophiala aquamarina CBS 119918, 648 nucleotides. Its product is annotated as 40S ribosomal protein S5. Gene Ontology annotation, biological process: translation; ribosomal small subunit assembly. The record is from RefSeq and is a predicted model, not a curated record. The transcript has 3 exons. Lineage: Eukaryota; Fungi; Ascomycota; Eurotiomycetes; Chaetothyriales; Herpotrichiellaceae. Gene Ontology annotation, cellular component: ribosome; cytosolic small ribosomal subunit. The coding region runs from base 1 to 648 and encodes 215 amino acids. Gene Ontology annotation, molecular function: mRNA binding; rRNA binding; structural constituent of ribosome.